AUGGCAGAAAAAAUACUACAAGAUAUAGCUGAACAAAACAAGCGUCUUACAAUAGCGCAAAUCAAUAAAAACACGGAAGAGAAAGCAGAAGCCUACUACAAUCUAGGCAGAGCUUAUUACUUCCUCGAGGACUUCCAUCGAGCAAUAGAAUACCUCGAGCAAUACCUGAGCAUUGCUGAGGAAGUCGGGAACAGAGCAGGAUCAGCAGGAUGUGCCUAUGGCAAUCUCGGCUGUGCUUACCAAUCCCUCGGUGACUCCCAUAGAGCAAUAGAGUACCACAAUCAACACCUCAGGAUUGCCAAGGAAGUUGGUGACAGGGCAUGUGAACGCAAAGCCUAUUCCAAACUCGGCCUUGCUUAUUACAGCCUUGAAGAAUUCCAGAGAGCAAUAGAGUACGACAAUCAAGACGUCAGCAUUGCCAAGGAAGUUGGUGACAGGGCAGGUGAAGGAUGUGCUUAUGGCAAUCUCGGCUGUGCUUACAAAUCCCUCGGUGACUCCCAAAGAGCAAUAGAGUACCACAAUCAACACCUAGGGAUUGCCAAGGAAGUUGGUGACAGGGAAUGUGAAGGCAAAGCCUAUUCCAAUCUCAGCCAUGCUUAUUACAGCCUUGAAGAAUUCCAAAGAGUAAUAGAGUACAACAAUAAAUACCUCAGCAUUGCCAAGGACGUUGGUGACAGGGCAGGGCAAGGCAAAGCCUAUGCCAAUCUUGGCCUUGCUUAUGACAGCCUUAGUGAAUUCCAAAGAGCAAUAGAGUACCACAAUCAACACCUCAGCAUUGCCAAGGAAAUUGGUAACAGGGCAUGUGAAGGCAGAGCCUAUGCCAAUCUCGGCCUUGCUUAUGACAGCCUUAAUGAAUUCCAAAGAGCAAUAGAGUACAAAAAUAAAUACCUCAUCAUUGCAAAGGAAGUUGGUGACAGGGAAGGUGAAGGAUGUGCCUCUGCCUAUCUCGGCCUUGCUUAUCACAGCCUUGAAGAAUUCCCACAAGCAAUAGAGUACCACAAUCAACACCUCAGCAUUGCCAAGGAAGUUGGUGACAGGGCAGGUGAAGGCGAAGCCUAUGCCAAUCUCGGCCUUGCUUAUGACAGCCUUAAUGAAUUCCAAAGAGUAAUAGAGUACAACAAUAAAUACCUCAGCUUUGCCAAGGAAGUUGGUGACAGGGCAGGGCAAGGAGAAGCCUAUGCCAAUCUCGGUCUUGCUUAUUUCAGCCUUAAUGAAUUCCAAAAAGCGAUUGAGUACAAUACAAAAUACCUCAUCAUUGCCAAGGAAGUUGGUGAUAGGGCACGGCAAGGGCAAGGCUAUGGCAUUCUCGGCAAUAUUUAUUUAGUUCUCGGCGAAUACCAACGAGCAAUAGAGUACACUAAUAAAUACCUCAUCAUUGCCAGGGAAGUUGGUAACAGGGCAGGGGAAGGCAACGCCUAUGGCACUCUCGGCGCUACUUAUCACAGCCUUGAUGAAUUCAGACGAGCAAUGGAGUGCCACGAGAAACAACUGAGCAUUGCCAAGGAAGUCGGUGACAGAAAAGGAAAAGAACACGCCUAUUUAAACAUCGGCGACGUUCAUUAUUCCCUCGGCGACGUGCCACGAGCAAUGGAGUUCUACAAGCAAUGCCUGAGCAAUGCCAAGAAAAUCGGUGACAGGGAUGGACAAGGAAGUGCCUAUUGCAGCCUCGGAAGUUGUUACAGAGAUCUCAACGACUUGAAGGAAGCAAUGGAGUGUUACAAGCAACACCUGAGCAUUGCCGAGGAAAUCGGUGACAGGAUAGCAGAAGCCUGUGCACAUGCAGGUCUGGGUCACUCCUUUUGGGCAUCACAUUCUUUAAAUGAGGCUUUAGAACAUUUUAGAUGCUGUGUUAACAUCUAUGACACUAUUAGAGCCAAUUCUAUCUCGGAAGAUCAAUUGAAAGUAAGUUUCUGUACGAAACAUCAAUGUGUCUUUUCUCAUUUAUGGCACGUUUUAAUACUGCUUCGAAGGAAUGAUGAGGCUUUAUACGCUGCUGAGUGGGGACGGGCACAGGCUUUGCUCGAUGCCUUAAAAGUGACUUAUGGCCUUACAUCACUUUCUCCCAGUUCAAAUGAAUCUGAAGAAGAAGUCAGAAAUAUUUCAAGGGAGACAACUGUUUUAACAGUUUUUCUUGCCCUGCAAGAGAAAACAAUCAAUAUGUGGGUGUUGGGAAAAGAGAGCAACUCUAUUUUUAGGCAAGCGGAAAUAGAAAUCGGACAUGAACACGAAGAUUCCUUUACUCUCCUUUUAGACACUGUUUUGAAAAACAUUAGGGCUGGCGUCGGUAUUAGGUGCGAAAAUCGGUCAAUGGAUAAGCUGAGUGAUGACUCAACUUCAAGCACUCGAGACGACGAUCAAACAUCGGAACCAUCACAGGAGACCGCCGACUUUUUACGGCCAUUAUACGAUGCAGUUAUUGGUCACAUUGAAGACUUGCUUGAUGGUAACGAACUAAUUGUAGUCCCCGAUGGUGCUUUGUGCUUAGUUCCCUGGGCAGCCUUAAAAGAAUCGUUAAGGAUCCGUAUCGUUCCCUCACUGACAAGUUUGAAACUCAUCACAAAUUCUCCACGUGAAUACCACAGUAAAAGUGGAGCCCUUCUUGUCGGAGAUCCAUGUUUGAAGAAACUUGCGUAUAAAUGUGGCCAGCCCAUUUAUGUUCAGCUGGAGUGGGCAAAAAAGGAAGUGGAGAUGAUUGGAGAAAUUCUAAAGAGUAAACCAUUAACAGGUGAAGACGCAACCAAAGAAGCCGUGCUUCAGAGAAUCAAGUCAGUGUCUUUGGUUCACAUUGCAGCCCACGGAAGGCCGGAAACCGGAGAAAUUGUUUUGGCUCCAGACCCCCGACGGGAAUCCGACACUCCUACGGAGGAGGACUGCAUUAUGAAAAUGUCUGACAUACAAGCUGUAAAGCUGAGAGCGAGACUCGUUGUGCUAAGUUGCUGCCACAGUGGUCAAGGAGAGGUCUCUUCUGAGGGUGUGGUCGGUAUGGCACGUGCUUUCUUGUUUGCUGGUGCUCGUUCCGUGCUGGCAUCACUCUGGGCAAUUGAUGACGAAGCCACAAUGAUGUUUAUGAAAUCUUUCUACCAACAACUUGGAAGUGGAGAAAGUGCAAGUGUUGCUCUUCAGAGGGCCAUGAAAUGUCUUCGAGACUCCCAGGAUUAUUCUGCUCCAAAGUACUGGGCUCCUUUUGUUCUGAUAGGCGAUGACGUUAAGAUUGAAUUGGAAAAAGAGUCAUUGAGCAAGUCGUAA
This is a messenger RNA of Porites evermanni, 3246 nucleotides long. The record is from the annotation of a GenBank genome assembly. Lineage: Eukaryota; Metazoa; Cnidaria; Anthozoa; Scleractinia; Poritidae.